AUGGACGACCCAAACACCAUCGCCAACCGCGACGAUGCCAUCCCCGUGCUUCGCAUCCCUUCUCGCAAUGAUGCAGCACCACCUCCUGCCGUCUCCGGCUCCGAGAGCGACACCAGCAAGACUCGUACUCGCGAUAAGCUGAAGGAGCAGGCCAUGAAAUUAAAGGACAGAGUCGAUCACAGCCUCCCACCAGAAACGAAGGACAGACUCGGACUGCAAGAUCGUCUGUUCAACGGCAUCAUGGCCCAGAUUAUCCCGCCCGAGGAGCUGAGUGAGAAUGAAGGUGGAAACAUGACUUCAGACAAGGAUCGGGGAACAGCUGCAGGCAAGACAACACAGCAGAAACCCGACCGCAGAAGCCGAACCUACGUCGACCGCCCCAAUUUCAGCAUUCCCCAAAUGAGCUCCAACUUCCGCCGCUUCAACAGCCGCAUCGGUCCCGUCUUCGUUCUCCAAAACCGCCUCAUCCACCUGCUGACUUGGCGCCAACCCACCGCCACCUUGUCUCUGCUAACAAUCUACACCCUCCUCUGUCUAAACCCGCACCUCCUCCCUCUCAUACCUUUAGUAGGCCUACUCUUCUAUAUCCUCCUCCCCUCUUUCCUCGCCCGUCACCCAACACCAGCUAAUGAUCCUCGCGUGGAGCCCGGGUACGGCGGUGCGGGGAUUAAAAGGGAGGAUGUGGGGAAAUCUAGGCCCGCGCCUGAGAUGAGUAAGGAUUUCUUCCGCAAUAUGCGGGAUUUGCAGAAUUCGAUGGAGGAUUUCUCGCGGGUGCAUGAUGGGGUGAAUGAGUUUCUGGUUCCUUGGACGGAUUUCAGUGAUGAGGGUACGAGUUCGAUGAUUUUCGUUACGUGUUUUGGGGUGGGGUGUUUGGGUAUGCUGGGCAGUGAGGUCGUGCCGUGGAAAUUUGUGAUGUUAAGUGUGGGAUGGGUGGCAGUGCUAGCCGGCCAUCCGAGGGUACAAGAGUGGAUGGGCGAGGAGAGGAAUCUUAGUCAAGCGAGCACGCAUGCUGAGAACCUCCUCGCGAAGCUGAAGUCCUUGAUCGGGGAUGAAAUCAUCCUCCGCUCCCCUCCCUCGACCCGGCAAGUGGAGAUUUUCGAACUACAGAAAUACGAUUUCUACUCCGAGACAUGGGAGCCCUGGCUCUUCUCCCCUGCACCGUUUGAUCCUCUCAGCCCGGCCCGGAUAGCAGGUGCAAGGGCGAAAGGAACCCAGUUCUUCGAGGACGUGGCACCGCCUCGGGGAUGGAAAUGGAAGGGGAAGAAAUGGGAGCUGGAUCUUGAGAGUCGGGAGUGGGUGGAGGAGAGGAUGGUGCAAGGGGUAGAGGUGGAGAUGGAAGGGGACAGGUGGGUGGUUGACUUGGCUGAGGAGGUUGUGCAGGCGAAUCUUGGGUCUCCUGUGGGGAAGAAGGGAAGCGAGGUGAGGAAGGGGAAGCCGAGGAGUGGGUGGGAGGAAGGGGUUGGUGGGGAGAAUAGGGGGGAGUGGAGACGGAGGAGGUGGGUUAGGCUGGUUGAGAGAAAGGUGGAGGGCGGCGUGGGGUCGGGAGGGAAAGGGUGA
Recurvomyces mirabilis is the source of this 1557-nucleotide messenger RNA. RefSeq names its product Peroxisome size and maintenance regulator (gene PEX29). The transcript has a single exon. Lineage: Eukaryota; Fungi; Ascomycota; Dothideomycetes; Mycosphaerellales; Teratosphaeriaceae. Gene Ontology annotation, biological process: peroxisome organization. The record is from RefSeq and is a predicted model, not a curated record. Gene Ontology annotation, cellular component: peroxisomal membrane. Bases 1 to 1557 code for a protein of 518 amino acids.